AUGGCUGCUCCUGUAGGUCGUCUCCAAGGCAAGAAUGCCAUCAUUACCGGGGCUGCAGGUGGGAUAGGUCUUGAGACCAGCAUCCUCUUCGCGCGGGAGGGUGCCAACGUUCUCAUGGCCGACAUCUCUACUCCCGCCCUCGAGAAAGCCCUCGCCAAAGUGAAGGAGGUUGUCCCUAACGCCCCCCGCGUUGAAGCCAUCAAAUGCGAUGUCUCCAAGGAGUCCGACGUACAGGCCAUGGUGGAGUCUCAAGACAGCUGGGGUGGAACUGACGUGAUCUUUAAUAAUGCAGGCAUUAUGCACGCCGACGAUGCUGAUGCCGUGGAUACACCCGAGAAGAUCUGGGACUUGACGCAGAACAUCAACGUGAAGGGAGUGUGGUUUGGAUGCAAGCACGCCGUGCUCAGUCUCCGUCGCCACAAGAAGACAAAGGGCAGUAUCAUCAACACUGCUAGUGUGGUUGCUUUAGUCGGUAGUGCUACGCCUCAACUGGCUUACACCGCUAGUAAGGGCGCCGUGCUGGCCUUGACCCGUGAAUUAGCGAUUGUGCAUGCCCGUGAAGGCUUCCGCUUCAAUGCUCUAUGCCCCGCCCCGCUAAACACCCCACUCCUCCAGGACUGGCUGGGCGAUGACAAGCCCAAGCGCUACCGCCGUGAGGUACAUUUCCCCACCGGGCGAUUCGGCGAGGCCAUCGAACAGGCCCAUUCAGUGGUUUUCCUUGCCAGUGACGAGAGCAGUUUUGUCAACGGCCAUGACUUUGUUGUUGACGGUGGAAUGUCCAAGGCAUAUGUCACCCCGGAGGGACCAGCUACUCCUGCUCCCAAGAACCUGGGUCAUUAG
This is a messenger RNA of Aspergillus alliaceus, 840 nucleotides long. RefSeq names its product putative short-chain dehydrogenase/reductase family protein. NCBI's taxonomy places the organism in Eukaryota, Fungi, Ascomycota, Eurotiomycetes, Eurotiales, Aspergillaceae. Bases 1 to 840 code for a protein of 279 amino acids. The record is from RefSeq and is a predicted model, not a curated record. The transcript is spliced from 4 exons. Gene Ontology annotation, molecular function: oxidoreductase activity.